Messenger RNA from Talpa occidentalis (Iberian mole), 3926 nucleotides. It is a transcript of the gene ARHGAP1, whose product is annotated as Rho GTPase activating protein 1. Gene Ontology annotation, biological process: small GTPase-mediated signal transduction; negative regulation of endocytic recycling. Gene Ontology annotation, molecular function: GTPase activator activity. The transcript is spliced from 13 exons. Gene Ontology annotation, cellular component: cytoplasm. The record is from RefSeq and is a predicted model, not a curated record. NCBI's taxonomy places the organism in Eukaryota, Metazoa, Chordata, Mammalia, Eulipotyphla, Talpidae. Bases 179 to 1498 code for a protein of 439 amino acids.
GGGUUGGAGGUGUGGCGGAAGUGGUUGUGGAGUAAAGCAACUGGGAGGGGGCGGUUCCCGUUCCUCCGGGGAGCCGGAUGUUAGCUGAGCUUUGACAGGCGUGGCAGAGGGAGCAGUGCCGGACCUUGGUUUCUCUUCAGGUUGUGUGGGGUGAGGCUGUGGGGGACAAGUUUGAAAAAUGGACCCGCUCUCAGAACUGCAGGACGAUUUGACUCUGGAUGACACCAGCCAGGCCCUGAACCAGCUGAAGUUGGCCUCCAUCGAUGAGAAGAACUGGCCCUCAGACGAAAUGCCCGACUUUCCCAAGUCAGAUGACUCCAAAAGCAGCUCGCCAGAACCCAUCACGCACCUCAAGUGGGAUGACCCUUACUAUGACAUCGCCCGGCACCAGAUCGUGGAGGUGGCAGGAGAUGACAAGUAUGGACGGAAGAUCAUUGUGUUCAGUGCCUGCCGAAUGCCCCCGAGCCACCAGCUGGACCACAGCAAGCUCCUGGGGUACCUGAAGCACACCCUGGACCAGUAUGUGGAGAGCGACUACACGCUGCUCUACCUGCACCACGGCCUGACCAGCGACAACAAGCCCUCCCUCAGCUGGCUCCGAGAUGCCUACCGGGAGUUUGACCGCAAGUAUAAGAAGAAUAUCAAGGCCCUGUACAUUGUGCACCCCACUAUGUUCAUCAAGACCCUGCUCAUCCUCUUUAAGCCCAUCAUCAGCUUCAAGUUUGGGCAGAAGAUCUUUUACGUGAACUACCUGAGUGAGCUGAGUGAGCAUGUGAAGCUGGAGCAACUGGGGAUCCCUCGCCAAGUGCUCAAGCAUGACGACUUCCUGAAAUCCACACAGAAGAGCCCCGCCACAGCCCCCAAGCCCAUGCCACCACGCCCCCCACUUCCCAACCAGCAGUUUGGGGUCUCAUUGCAGCACCUCCAGGAGAAGAACCCAGAGCAGGAGCCCAUUCCACUCGUGCUCCGGGAGACCGUCGCCUUCCUGCAGGCCCACGCUCUCACCACUGAGGGGAUUUUCCGGAGGUCUGCCAACACCCAAGUUGUAAAAGAGGUGCAGCAGAAGUACAACAUGGGCAUGCCUGUGGACUUCGACCAGUACAACGAGUUGCACCUGCCUGCGGUCAUCCUCAAGACCUUCCUCCGGGAGCUUCCUGAACCCCUGCUCACCUUUGACCUCUACCCGCAUGUAGUGGGCUUCCUCAACAUCGAUGAGAGCCAGAGAGUGGAGGUGACGCUGCAGGUCCUCCGGACGCUGCCCGAGGAGAACUACCAGGUGCUUCGCUUCCUGACUGCCUUCCUGGUGCAGAUUUCUGCCCACUGUGACCAGAAUAAGAUGACCAACACCAACCUGGCUGUCGUCUUCGGCCCUAACCUGCUGUGGGCCAAGGAUGCCGCCAUCACCCUCAAGGCCAUUAAUCCCAUCAACACCUUUACCAAGUUCCUCCUGGAUCAUCAAGGGGAGUUGUUCCCUAGCCCUGACUCCCAGGGCCGCUGAGUGCAGCCUCUGCCCCUCAGCCCCCUUCUGAUAGCCCCAGUUUGGAUGCCCUCCUGGCUUCAGCCUAACAGGAGCCCGGGGCUCCUGCCAUGAAGGGGCCAUGAGGCCCCUGGGAGAUAAAAACAGGAGCCAGCCAACAGUGCAGCUCCGCCUCCCCUUCCUGUCAGCCCACCUCUGGCCCUGGAGGCCUCGCUGUUACAAGACAUUCCCUCGCCUUAGACUUCUCACUGCCUUCGUAGUUCCCUGCUCCUGCGGGCUCUCCAGAGCUGGCCUUGACUCGGCAGGAGGAGGACCAGCCCCAGCACCUGGUCUUCCGCUCUCUCCUGCCUCUCCCUGGCAACUGCAGAUGCCAAAAUCACUGCCGGCUGGGCUGGUAGCUGGGGCUGGGCCUCCCACUCCUGACUGCCGGGGAAGGAAAGGCUGAGCUGGCUUGGGCUGGCCCUGCUGAGGGUAUGUCUUGUCUGGGUGAACACCCAAUGCCAGCACCACUUCUGUCCUCCUCCACCGCUCAGCCUUGGGAUUUCCAUGUCUAAGGAGUGCCAAGGCUGGAGUCUGCUUCCUAUUUCUGACUCUUCCACUUGGCCUGGGUCAGCCUUUUACAAGUGGUCCUGGCCUCAGGUGUCCUAGCCUGCGGUUCUGCUAGGACUGGCAGCUUGGAUGAAGCAGUGAGUCUCAGCAACCCUCCCCACAGGUGUCUGCUCUGACCUGUGACAAGCAGUUUCAGUUCCCCUAGACCUCGCCUCCCUCCCGCUUGGACAGCUCCUGGGCUUCAGGCUCUUGUGGACAUGUCUGUGGUGGUCACACUGGUCCCAGCUCUGGCCUGAUUCAGUGCCUCUGGAUCUGUGGUGGCCCCUUUCUCCAGCUGGGGACUCCUGGAGGGGCUGGCAGAGACUUCGCUAAUGCCAUCGGCCCCUGCCAAGUAUGUUCCCACCACCUCCCCAGGGGCCAGGGAGCUCUAGGGCCUUGUCUUUCAGAAAACCCACCCCCAAGAAUGAAUGAUAUUCCUUCCUGGUGAAUCCUGGGGACCUCCACUUCCAGUGACCUUGUCCCCUGGCUGCAGAGAAGUAUCUGCACAGUGGCCCUGCCCCCACUGCCUUGCCAGAGCCUGCAGGGAGUGGGGGGAGCCCCUGCUGACCAGCCUGGGCUGAGUCCACCUCACUGGGCUCUCCCCCCAGGGCACUGGCUUGUCAGGACUCCUGGGCCCUGAAGGGGCUGCUGUCCUGUCAGUUCCUGUCUGUGGCCCUGGCCAGGCCUUUCUGCCCUCCUUUGUAUAUCAGGUGUUGCUCCCAGCCUCUUUACUGGGGAUUCUCAUGGGUCGUUGGUCUUCUGUCCCCCUGCCCCACGGGCCUGUGUACCUGGGGGAGGGUUGGUACUGUGAAUCAAGUGUUCACACUCAUUGACUUCCUUGGCACCAAUCAUGUACUUCACCUUUGCACUUUUUGUAUUUCAAUAAAAAUGGAGAUGGAGAAGUGGGCGCGGAGGUCCAGAACUGGGAGGGAAGGAUGCUGAGGUGGUUGAAGAGCACACGGGCUGGGGCCUGAGCGGGCAGAGGUUUUGGGUCAUCUUCCAUGCUUACAAGUGGGAGCAGUCACCAUCCAUUUUUGCACCCCAGCAUUCUAGCUGGCCACCAUGUGCUGAACCCCAAGACCAGGCCCUCCUCUGUUCCCAAGUGAGUGUGCUGUGGGCAACACUGUAUGCCCAGGGUUGGAAUCCUUCACCAGCUCAACCUGGUAGCAGUCACGUCACUGCCUAGACUGCUUAGCUUCUCUGAGGAUCAGAACUAGCGUGUGUGAGGCACUCAACAGUGGCCAAUAGUUGGGCAAAGUGAUGGUCCCGGCCUCACGGAGCAGAUCCUCCCCCUCCCCCCGAGAACCUGGGCUGUUUCCACCUGCCACCUUGUCACAGGAGGCUAUGAAAGACCCUCUCCCUUCCCUCUUUCAAGCAGCUUUGCCUUAAAGGUUGAGGUGAUAAAGUUUUUUUGUGUAUUUUACCAUAAUUUAAAGAAGAAAUGGGUUGUCACUGGGAGGGCAGGCCACUUGGCACAGAGAAGGUCGAGCUCCAGCUGCUGCUGCUGGCCCGUUGACUGCAGCCAGGAGGGUAUGGUGGCCUGAUGUGGGCCUGUUCUUUUUUUAUCCUCAUGAUUCUUUUUCUCCUCAAGCAGUAUUGUGAAGAUGUGGUUAUAAACAGUCUACAACAGUGGCCUUCAUCCGGGUAGCAUGAACAGAAGCCACCGGGAGCCUGGUUCUGCUCAGCACUAAGCUGGGCGAUUGUUUUGAAGCGCGCAGCAGUGACCCAGGAAAAGCAAGUAGGGAGCAAGGGGAGCCGGAGACUGGAAAAGCUGUUUACUUGGGCUGGGCUUCUGGCAGGGCUUCUGCUGAGUGACUCAAAAGUCAGUUUUCCCCGGCCUUAGCAACAGCAGUCUCUGGGG